Molecule: messenger RNA, 1278 nt
Organism: Bombus pascuorum
Lineage: Eukaryota; Metazoa; Arthropoda; Insecta; Hymenoptera; Apidae
Gene: Rab21
Product: ras-related protein Rab-21
Exons: 4
Coding region: 164-832 (222 amino acids)
Biological process (GO): Rab protein signal transduction
Molecular function (GO): GTP binding; GTPase activity
Source: RefSeq, a predicted model, not a curated record
GUAGAGGGGGACAAAGCCGCAUGAGGGGCCCCACCCGUGGAUAUCACAUCGUUAUGAUCGUCAGUCGUCAAUACACUCUUUAAAUUGUUCUAUCAACGAUUAUUCUGCGCAAUUACGACUGUCAUAUUGUUUUCUAAGUGUAUAUAUUAGUUACAUGUAAAUUAUGGCCACUCCAAUUAGUAGUACUGGUAAUGGUUAUAAUUUCAAAGUCGUGUUACUCGGCGAAGGAUGUGUCGGAAAAACCUCUGUUGCAUUACGAUACGUUGAAAACAAAUUUAACGAUAGACAUAUCAGUACAUUACAGGCUUCUUUUUUAAAUAAAAAGUUGACUGUACACGGAAAAAAAGUAAACCUGGCGAUAUGGGAUACAGCUGGUCAAGAAAAAUUUCAUGCAUUGGGGCCAAUUUAUUACAGAAUGUCAAAUGGUGCCAUUAUAGUUUACGAUGUUACUGAUUACGAUACAUUUCAGAGGGUAAUAAAUUGGGUUACAGAGCUUAGGAAAAUGUUAGGCAGUGGAAUCUGUUUAGCAAUUGCCGGAAAUAAAAUAGAUCUUGAAAAGGAUAGACGUGUUUGUACCGAAGAAGCAGAAGAGUUUGCUAAUAAAACUGGAGCUAUGCACUUUCAUAUUUCUGCCAAACUAAGUGAAAAUAUUGAAGAAAUGUUUUUUCAAUUAACGCUGCGCAUGAUAGAACAUGCAGAUCUGAUGGAACAAAAGUCUACAUUAACAAGAACAAGUAGUACACGUCGCAAUGUUGUUGUAGUUGAAGAUGAAGCUGAAGAAACUGAACGAACUAAGAGUUCCUGUUGUAGUGGUUCUUCGCACGCAUCUUAAUUCUAAAUAUCUGUAUUACAAUUGGUUCUAAUUUUGAACAAGUCUUAUAUAUAAAAGUGUGUGUAUGUAGAUAUACAUGCAUGUAUGUAUAUGUACAUACACAUAUUGAUAAACCACACAUAUAUAUACCACAAAAUUUUUAAUAUUUUAUUUUUUAAGGAACAAAAAAUAAAAUAGAUAUAAACUACUAAGCCUAAGUAAUUUAACUGAGUGUAAGGUAAGAAAUAUUGAUUAUAUUUUGGGAGUUGAUUUUUUAUGUAUUUCGAUAUUCAAUUACAUUGAUAGAGCCUCAGUUGACUCAUGAACCAAAUAUCUUGUUAUCCACAUAUAUCAUAUAGCUAGAAGAUUUAUUACAAUUAUUAGAUGUAUGUAUUUCUGUCAUAUAAAUGUAUAUAUAUUUAAAUACUAUUAUGUUUUAAUAAAAAGUUAAUUAACAUAUACACGUA